Messenger RNA from Solanum verrucosum, 3643 nucleotides. Its product is annotated as serine/threonine-protein kinase Nek5-like. Gene Ontology annotation, cellular component: cortical microtubule. NCBI's taxonomy places the organism in Eukaryota, Viridiplantae, Streptophyta, Magnoliopsida, Solanales, Solanaceae. The record is from RefSeq and is a predicted model, not a curated record. Gene Ontology annotation, molecular function: protein kinase activity; ATP binding. Gene Ontology annotation, biological process: microtubule-based process; protein phosphorylation.
GGAGCAAUACAUCACUCACUCUAAGAAGAUCCACCCCUUUUUCUUUUUUCACCUAGAAAAGUGUUCUACAUUUGAUUUCUCAAAUACCCAAAAGCCUAUUUUGAGUCCAAACUUAUCAUUCUUGAACAAAAAUGCAAUUUUUAUGUGUUUUGUGUUUAUGGGUAUCAAAGUCUUGAAUAAAAAUGCAAUCUUUAUGUGUUUUGUGUUAAAGGGUAUCAAAGUUUUCUUCUUUUCUUUGGGAUUGAUCUGUAAAGAUUGAAUUUUCAGUUUUUUUGACUGAUGAAGAAAAUGGUGUGACUGAUUUUUGAGAGUUCUUGGCAUAUUUUUUUGUUUUUUUGGAUUUCUUUGAAGUGUUUAGUUUAGGAUUUUUAGUAAUGGAGUCAAGAAUGGAACAUUAUGAGGUAAUGGAACAGAUUGGGCGUGGAGCAUUUGGUGCUGCUAUUUUAGUUAAUCACAAGCAAGAAAGAAAGAAGUAUGUGCUCAAGAAGAUUCGAUUAGCUCGACAAACUGAACGUUGCAGGAGAUCUGCUCAUCAAGAGAUGGCACUGAUUGCUCGUCUUCAACAUCCAUAUAUUGUCGAGUUCAAGGAAGCAUGGGUAGAGAAGGGCUGCUAUGUUUGCAUUGACGGCUAUUGCGAAGGUGGUGAUAUGGCUGAACUGAUGAAAAAAGCAAAUGGGCAAUAUUUUCCAGAAGAGAAACUUCUGAAGUGGUUCACUCAAAUUUUGUUGGCAGUGGAAUAUCUGCAUUCAAACUUUGUACUACACCGGGACCUUAAAUGCUCAAACAUCUUUCUGACCAAGGAACACAACGUUCGCCUUGGGGAUUUUGGCCUUGCUAAAACGCUGACGGCUGAUGACUUGGCUUCUUCAGUAGUUGGAACUCCCAAUUACAUGUGCCCGGAACUUCUUACGGAUAUUCCAUACGGUUUUAAAUCAGAUAUUUGGUCCUUAGGCUGCUGUAUGUAUGAAAUGGCUGCUCACCGCCCUGCAUUUAAAGCAUUUGACAUGGCAGGACUGAUAAGCAAAAUAAACAGAUCAUGCAUUGGCCCAUUGCCACCUUGUUAUUCUCCGUCCUUAAAAACAGUUAUUAGAGGAAUGCUGAGGAAGAGCCCCGAGCAUCGACCUACUGCAUCGGAACUCCUGAAGCACCCAUAUUUGCAGCCUUAUGUGGAUCAGUAUCGACCAUCCUUUAGUCCUCCUCCAUUAAGUUCUCCUGAAAAACCUCUCACUGCUGGUCGUGACUCCGGAAAGAAUAUGGCAGACAGCCAAAGUAGUACCAGUUCAUGCAGUGAUAAAGAUAGUUUAAAGUCGAGCGAGAACUUGCAGGAAAUGACUUGCAAUGAUGACCAUAAAGGCACUAACACAAAUGUUGCCUUUGAUGAUCACGAAGACUUUGAGCAACAUUAUUCUAGUGAGGAACAUCAUGGGGCCGACGCAGAGGACUAUGACUCUAGGAACAUUUUGCAUGACGAGAAAAAAUGUGAUGCAGAAGCAAAGCAACCCACAACUAUAAAAAAUAUUAUGUUGGCUUUGAAAGAGGGAAAAACGAGGGAACAUAGUUCUCCCAUGAGAGGUGGCAAGACAAAGGUCAGUGGUACUGGUGCAAGCAAAGCUAACAUUGAAGCAUCACCGAAAGUCCUAAAACCAGGUUCACCUACUCCUACCUCGAAAUCUAAUGCACAUACACCACCUACUUUGAAGAAUCAGUUUCCUACCACUGAGUCCACCCCGAAGAAUAAACCAAGAAACGGGGGAAUCUCUCCCUCUGGCACUAUAAGACAAGUCGUGCCUGAUAGAUCACCUACAAGGCCCAGACAGAGAACACCACCUAAAUUUACAAAGCAACCGUCGUUUACUGGAAGGCUACAGCCAGUGUGUCAUGAUGCCUUGAAUUCUGCGAACGAUGAUGUAGAGUGUGGUCCAAAUGACAAGUCGCAUGACCCCGAAAGGAUUCUUAAUACUUUUCCUGAUGGCUAUCAUAUACAUGCCACAAAGAAAGGCCCCGAAAGGAUCCCUGGUUCUUCUCCUGGUGGUUGUCAAAUACAUGCCACAAAGAACAGCAUGCUGCAUUCUCGAAAGGUUUCAUCAGGAGCUUCUAAAGGAAUGCAAACAGAGAGCAGCAAUUCUGCUUCUUCUUCAGUGUCGAUCCAAGGAUUUGAACUUUGUGAUGAUUCAACAAAUCAUUUUUCUAACUUGGCCGAACAAAUGGUUGGAAGUCAUGAACAAGCUAGUGAAACUGAAACCAUAGGGUCAAGACCUUUGUGUUCAGUUACUUCAUCAUCACACUCAGAUAAUGCUUAUUGUUCUAGGGGAAACCAUGAAGAUAACCAGAUAUCUGAAGCAGGCUCCAUUGAAAAGCUUGAGGAGAAUCAUCAAAGUUUGGACGUUGGUACUUGCAAUGAGAGAUCAAAUUCGUACGUAGCUACGGAUACUGCGUCUCCACACUUGAUAGAGAUUGCUAUUUGUGAGGGUGAUUCCACAACAAGCAAGCCUGAUUCUACCACUGAUAUUUUGCAUCUGACUAACCCCAGUUUAGCAUCCUGCGGUAUUGACAAGUCUUUGGCAAAGUUGUCAUCCUCCACAACAAGUGUCUCUCCCACUAAUCCACUCGUUUCCUCAAGCCAAAGCAAUCUGCUCCACUCUAACCUUACUUCAAAAGCCAAUGGUGAUGACAAGUUCUUGACCAAGGAACUCUUUCCCUCGACAACUGAAAGUGCCUCCCCUUCCACCCCUCCUAUUUCAGCCAGCCAAAAUAAUUUUUUGGCAGACAAGGUAAGUGUUCCACAGAAUGUGAUUCUUGAAAAAGCGGCUUCUUCUCAGCUCAAACCAGCUUUUGACGAUAUCAUACAUGUCAUAAGGCACAGUAGUUUCCGAGUGGGUAUUGAGCAACCAGUGAUUGACACUGUGGAGAGAAAUGUUGAUGUUGGAAAACGUAUGAAUGUGGUAAGAGAUGAGCUUGAUAGAAAUCUAGCUUCUCCUAUUGCUCCCAAAUCGUCUACUUCUGGAUCGGUGGGUGUUAUAUCCAAUAUAUCCGAUUGUGUCCAUAAUAAGGAAAUGGAUGUAAGAAACCAGGGCAGUCCCACCUCUUCACGUCCAAGAUUAGAUUCUUCGGAAACAACAAAGACCAAUGCAACACUUGUGGAGGACGAACGACCAGUAAAGGAAAUAUUAGAUGUCAAAUCUUUUAGACAGAGAGCAGAGGCACUUGAAGGGCUGUUGGAAUUAUCGGCUGACUUGCUGGAGAAUAACAGAUUAGAAGAGCUCUCUGUUGUUCUUAAACCAUUCGGUAAGGACAAGGUGUCGCCAAGGGAGACAGCUAUCUGGCUGGCUAAGAGUCUGAAAGGAAUGAUGCUCGAUGAUUCUGCAAGAAAUUCAUGAUCCAUUUCACUAGUGUUUCUCUACUCUUCAACUUCCAAUUGAGUUCUCCAAAGGAAACAGUUAAAUAGGUUCUUUGACUAUCCUUUUGCCCUUUAGUAUUUUAGCAAUUUUUUCUUUCCAGUAACUGUAAAUAGAGAGCACACAGAUUUGAACGAUUUUUUAUUCCGCAAAAUGUAACAAUGCCUCCUUACAUUACCUUUUGCUUACUGUUAUCGCGAUUUUGAUAUGUUGUACUCUGCUGUUUUUCCAAUGCAUAAACUUUGGAG